Protopolystoma xenopodis is the source of this 576-nucleotide messenger RNA. The record is from the annotation of a GenBank genome assembly. NCBI's taxonomy places the organism in Eukaryota, Metazoa, Platyhelminthes, Monogenea, Polystomatidea, Polystomatidae.
AUGGUUGGACCUUCGGCUGCUCAUAUAUUCCAUAUUUAUUCAGCUUCUUCUGGUGCAUUUUUGAUUAAGUCCGAUAUCCUUUUGUCAUUUUGCCUGUCACCUGCCAAGAUUGAUGCUUACCGCAAGACUGGUGUUGCUCCUCUCCCUGCAAAACCCAAUGCGACAUCAACAGAAACUCCCACUGCUGCUGACUCUCUAGUUGCGGCAAACCCUAUUGUAAAUGGCAUCAUUAAACGCAGCUCCGCCCGCCACAUUCUACACACCAACGAUGUUUCAGAUGGGGCUCGCGAUAGGCCGCCGGUUUCAGAUCUCAUUGGCGCGGACCUCAGGCCUUCACGCCAUGUUGUUUGUGACUCAUUACAAUCGGAAUCCAGUCUUUGGCUGGACGAUUUGACGGGAAUUCAAAGUGAUUUUCAAUGUCGAUCAUCGGACGACGCUACGCCUACUACACAGCCUCACCAAGCACUUCGGCACACCUAUAUCCCUCCGCAUCUGAAUCCACCGGACCAUCUCUUCGCUCAGGUCUCACCCGCUUGUCAAUGCUGCCACGCUGCCCUUGGGGCAAGGCCUCCUUAA